GGCUGACCGCUCCCGUUCACCACCGCAGGGAGAUGAAGUUGAUUUGGACGCAUACGCCACCAUGGCCUACGUGCAGUCCCUCCAGUCGAAGAUCGACGCGAUGGAGACCUCAAUCAAAGAGUCCAUCAAUUCGACCGUCACCACCGUGGUCAGCUCCGCCACCAAUCCCAUCUCGUUGGCGCUCAAGGCCGCCCAGGACGGCAUUGACGGGUUGGGCGCCAAGAUCGAGAAGAACGUCCACCUCGCCGUCGGCCAGCAGAUCGACGCCACGAGGAAGCACUUCCAGCAACAGCUCGACGCCUUCAACAUACGCGUCGGCGAAGUGGAAGCCAAACAGGAGAAGACCGACAAAGCAAUCGAGCUCAUGGCGGAGCAGAUCAAAGUAUUGCAACGCGAGCUCGCCACAGCCAACGUGCAACCGAUCAAACAGCAGUUCAUCAGCCGCGACUUCGAUCGCGAAAUCGACGCCACGAUCAUCAAGGUCCACGCGGACGGCCUGGUCACCCUGGCCAAGGCCACCGAGUCCCUCACCAAGUUCGUGGUGGGCUGCGACAUCCGCGAGACUGACUUCACUGUCACUGGCAACGACACCGCCAAAUUUUUCACCAUCAAGUUCACGGGCCUCCCUGGCCCCGCCAGCCGCCGUGUGCAGAAAGUCCUGGACAGCAUGCGCUCGACCAACGGCACCUGGGUGCGCAUCUACGCCGAUGCUGUCUCGGGCCACGGGACGGUCGAGCUGCGGAUGGGCCCCGACAAGUCGCCGAAGCAGAUCAAGACGGAGAUCGUGGGGAAGCGCCUCCGCCAGGCCAUGGAACGCGAGUUCCCGAACCAUGUCUGGCGCGUGGACCGCACCAAGGCCUGGAUCACUGCAGGCUGGGCCCCCGUCAUCGCGUACAGCGUCAGCCCAGGCAGGGACGAGCCGACCAUCCUCACGUUUCAGGACACCGGCCUCCCCGCGCUGGCCAUCGACCGCACGACCCUCAAGAACGCCGCCAACGCGGUUGUUGCACCUGAAGCCGCCCCACGCGUCGUGGAGAAGUCCGCGUACCUCAAGUCCAUGCCGCUGAGCAAGAUGGUCUUGGGCAUCCAGGAGGUCCACCAGAACCACGGCCAGCUCCUUGCCUUCAUGCGGAAGAUCGACAGCACCCUUGACAUGCACUCCUCCUUUGCUCCUGGACAUCAUGGCACUAUCAGUGGCGGGGUUGCCACUGUGUUCCCUGCUGGGGUGAACGCUGUGAGCGACCCCGUUUUUCCUGGCCGUGUUCUACGCUCUGUCUUCCGUGCUGGCGACCAAGUGAUGAUCUUCUACAAUAUCCACAACUACGACCUCAGCAACGCCACCAUCCAGAACAUCACCACGCGCAUCAACAGCGACCUGCAGUGGGCGAGGUCCGACCCGAGCCGCGUUGUCCUGUUCGUAACUGGGGAUUUCAACUUCUCCGCCGUAGGGGAGCUGAAGCUACUGGACCCUGUGGCAAAGGGCAACUCGAACCCAACUGAAACGUCCAAAGCAUCGGCGCGCAAGUGGCACAACGCCCUGAAGCACCUAGUGGAGAUCGACAGCGCCGACACCACGCACUACUGCUCCGAGACGAAGGCCGAGACCACCAUCGACAGAUGCUUCUGCUCGUUCACUCCCACUCAGAUGCUGCAGCUGGCUGUCACGUCCUCCACUUUCUCCACGCCUGAAGACCUCUCACGCCGUCGGGUUAGUGACCAUGCCGCCCUCUUCGUCUCCUUCACGAUGCGCGAUGCCAAACCCUCGCCGAACCAGCCGAUCGCCCAGUACAUCGUCAAGUCCCCGGUCUUCAAAGAGAUUGCCGACAAGGUGUUUGCCGCCUCCCCCAUGGGCAACCUGUCCCCGCCGACCAAGCUGAAGCUCCAGCUCUGGAACCCACUCAGCAAGCGCCUGAUCCUGACGGGAGUCAAGACCAGCGAGGGCACCGUGACGGGCCCCAACGAGCGGCUCAAGAAGCUUGUUGAGCACUGGCAGCCGGUCUUCGCGGGCAAGACCGUCGACGUGACCAAGGCCGCCGUCUACCUGAACCAGUUCUCGCCCACCAUCGCUUUCUCCAAGUACAGGCCGCCAGACUAUGAGACGCUCAAGAAGUUUGCCAGGCGCUCGUCCUCCACUUCACCAGGCCUUGACGGACUGCCGUAUCUUGCCUGGUCCGCGCACGAGAAGUGCACCGAGGUUCUCUGGGGCGUCAUGUGCUACAUGCUCAACGGCGGGAUCCCCCCCGACGAAGUGAACGCGACCGUCCAAGCUUUCUUGCCCAAAGGUGAGGAACCAGAGGACUCGGAACAUCACGGCUGCCAUCGAGACCCGUCCAAAGUCCGUGUCCUAGGAUUGCGCAACACGUCCCUCAAGAUAAUCAGCAGCGCGAUGAAUGCUGCGACGGCAGUGGUGGCAGCCGAGGUGGUCCCAGCCUCACAGCGUGGGUUCAUCCAUCGGCGUAACUUCGGUUUCAACAUCCUCGAGCUUGACGCCGAGAGCCGCAUUGCCUCGGCCGACCCAGACGCCCAGGACAUGCUGCCAGUGCUCGUGUCGCUGGACAUCGCGCAGGCCUUCCCCAGCUUCGCCCACCAGUUCAUCCGUCUGGCGCUCAAGGCCAUGGGCGCUCCCGAAGCGAUCCUCAUGUUCUUCGACUCCAUGUGCAACAACAUCCUCGCGAUGGCCCCGUGCGCUGGCCAGUACGUCCCGCUCUUCUAUAUCAGGUCGGGCAUCAUCCAAGGAUGCGGCUGGAGCGGCACGCUGUACGCACUGGGCGCUGCAAGUUUCCUCCUCAACCUCGAGACCGUCCUCGAAGCCCAAGGCCGUGGACUCUGCCGCGCAUGCGCUGAUGACCUCGGGCUCGUCCUUCGGGUCGCCGCCUACCUGGUCUACCUCGCCGACGUCAUGCUCUGCGUGGAAAUCCUGGCUGGUCUGGAGUUGAAGGCGCCGAAGUGCCACAUCAUCCCCUUGGCAGGCCAGGUCAACGCCGACCUCAUCCUCAAGCUCAAGAAUGCGCUGCUCGACAUCGUCCCGAAGUUCAAGGACUUCAACAUAUGCGACCGCCUCACCUACCUCGGCCUCUUGCUGGGCCCUGGUGCCACGGACCAGCUCAUUUACGCGAAGGCCUUCAACAAGUACCGCUCCCGAGUCAGGGCGUACAGUGCAAGUGAUGCGCCAGCCGUCGGGACUGUCGCCCUGUACAACGGGCGCGCGCUCCCCGUCCUCGGCUACCUUGCCCAGUACGCCUUGCCCCCGCACGAACACUUCAAGCAUAAGAGCUGGAUCAACGCCUCCAUCCUGCGCUUCCCGAACGGCGCAUUCAGGUUGAAGGACUGGUCUUUCCUGAAGGACUGGGGGGUCCCCGCGCCGAGGUCGCUCCAGCUCAGCAUGCUAGCGACAAUCGUCCGCGCGGUGACCUCGACGUUCAAGAAGUUCACCGAGAUUCGUGAGAGACUGCACGCAGGUUUGAACUCCUACGGCCUCCUGCAGACCCUCGAGGGUGCCGCGCGGGGUGCCCUCCAUCUCUCACCGCCGUGGUGGCAGACGCAGGCCUUCGUAGAGACGAUGCACCAGAUCGCGACAGCCACCUCUGACCACGUGUACUACCCCCACCAGCUGGUGGCGCCAGCGAUCGAGGCCGCGCGGGCGGCGGUCGCCAACGAGCAGCCUGGCCUCGCGCAGAAGCAUGCCUACGCCUCGGACCGCAUCGUGAAAGAGCUCCCACACGCUAACGAGCUCUUCACCCACAACCCCACCAUCAUGCACGACAUCCAGACCGCCAUGAAAAGGCUGCCCCCAUCGUGGGCGACAGCGUGGAUGAGGACGCUGUCCUUCUCGUGGCUCACGUCCUACCGCAUCGCCUACCCGUGCGGUAGGCGCCUGUGCAUCUUCGGCUGCGCAAACGGCCAAGACAAGAUGUGCCACUACCUCGUCUGCGCGCCACUG
This is a messenger RNA of Prorocentrum cordatum, 3940 nucleotides long. The record is from the annotation of a GenBank genome assembly. NCBI's taxonomy places the organism in Eukaryota, Dinophyceae, Prorocentrales, Prorocentraceae.